UUCACGUCGGCAUUCAGCAGCUAUCCAUGUGCUUUUUAAUAAUAAUUGAUAAUUUAACAAAAUAGUAUAAGAAUACAACCGUAGGCCAUUGACAAGGAGGUAGUUCAUGUUCCUUUUAUUUUUAGAAGGAAGGAGAGAAGGAUCGUUUAAAUAACUAUUCAUAGUUAAUGUAUUUAAAGUUUUGUCUAGUUUUUAAAAAAAUAAUUUAGUUAUAAAAUGCGUAUCGAUACUUGUUAUUUUUGUUCGUCUAAAAUGUAUCCUGGGCAUGGCAUGCAUUUUGUGAGAAAUGAUUGUAAAGUUUUUAAAUUUUGCCGCUCAAAAUGUCACAGAGCAUUCCAAAAGAAGAAGAAUCCAAGACGUGUGAGAUGGACCAAGGCCUACCGUAAAACUGUUGGAAAAGAAUUGGCUGUCGAUCCAUCAUUUGAAAUUGAGAAACGUCGUAACAUACCUAUGAAAUAUGAUCGCGAAUUUUGGCAAAUGUCGAUGGAAGCUAUUAAAAAAGUGACAGAGAUUCAACAAAAACGGCAAUCCACUUAUGUUAUGCAACGGUUACGUAAAGGACGUGAAGUCGAGCAACAUAGAGAUAUUAGAGAAGUACAGAGAGAUAUGUCAUUAAUUCGAUCACCUGCAGCAGGACUUAAACAACGUUUAGCUACUGAAGAAAAACUACUAGAAGAACAGCAAGAAAAUGAUGUAGAGAUGGUUGCUGAAGAAAAUAUUGAUCAUAGCAAAUUGACAUACAUAAAAAUAUAAAAAUUAAUUAAUUUGUAUUUAUAUUAUUAAUGUAUUAAUAAAUAUGUGUCAUAAAAAC
Molecule: messenger RNA, 811 nt
Organism: Adelges cooleyi (spruce gall adelgid)
Lineage: Eukaryota; Metazoa; Arthropoda; Insecta; Hemiptera; Adelgidae
Gene: RpL24-like
Product: probable ribosome biogenesis protein RLP24
Exons: 4
Coding region: 217-753 (178 amino acids)
Biological process (GO): ribosomal large subunit biogenesis
Cellular component (GO): nucleolus
Source: RefSeq, a predicted model, not a curated record